Molecule: messenger RNA, 1658 nt
Organism: Mesocricetus auratus (golden hamster)
Lineage: Eukaryota; Metazoa; Chordata; Mammalia; Rodentia; Cricetidae
Gene: Krt13
Product: keratin 13
Exons: 8
Coding region: 78-1400 (440 amino acids)
Cellular component (GO): keratin filament
Molecular function (GO): structural molecule activity
Source: RefSeq, a predicted model, not a curated record
AGGGAAGAGCCACAGUCCUCCUUGGCCUUGGUCAAGUUCUGCUCCUGACUGCUCCUGCUCUUACUCUUGCUCCCGCCAUGAGCUGCCGCUUUCAGAGUUCCUCCACUAGCUAUGGAGGUGGUUUUGGGGCCGGUUCUUGCCAGCUUGGAGGAGGCCGUAAAAUCUCUACCUGCUCUUCUCGGUUUGCCACUGGAGGGUCAGCUGGAGGCUACGGAGGUGGCAUGAGCUGUGGCUUUGGUGGAGGGGCUGGUAGUGGUUUUGGGGGUGGCUUUGGAGGUAGCUAUGGUGGCGGCUUUGGUGGGGGCUUUGGAGGUGGCUUUGGUGACUUUGGAGGUGGCGAUGGUGGCCUCCUGUCUGGCAAUGAGAAGAUCACCAUGCAGAACCUCAACGACCGCCUGGCCUCCUACCUGGAAAAGGUGCGCGCUCUGGAGGCAGCCAAUGCUGAUCUGGAGGUGAAGAUUCGUGACUGGCACCUGAAGCAGAGCCCAGCUAGUCCAGAGCGGGACUACAGUGCUUACUACAAGACCAUAGAGGAGCUCCAGGUGAAGAUCCUGGAAGCCACUACUGACAACAACCGGGUCAUCCUGGAGAUCGACAAUGCCAGGCUGGCUGCAGAUGACUUCCGGCUCAAGUAUGAGAAUGAGCUGACCCUGCGCCAGAGUGUGGAGGCUGACAUCAACGGCCUACGUAGGGUGCUGGACGAGUUGACCCUCUCUAAGACUGACCUGGAGAUGCAGAUCGAGACCUUGAAUGAGGAGCUGGCCUACCUGAAGAAGAACCAUGAGGAGGAGAUGAAGGAGUUCAGCAACCAGGUAGUAGGCCAGGUCAAUGUGGAGAUGGACGCCACCCCUGGCAUUGAUCUGACCCGUGUGCUGGCUGAGAUGAGGGAGCAGUAUGAAGCCCUGGCAGAGAAGAAUCGGAGGGAUGCAGAGGAAUGGUUCCAGACCAAGAGUGCAGAGCUGAACAAGGAAGUAUCGUCCAACGCUGCCAUGAUCCAGACCAGCAAGACAGAGAUCACAGAGCUCAGGCGCACACUCCAGGGCCUGGAGAUCGAGCUGCAGUCCCAGCUGAGCAUGAAAGCUGGCCUGGAAAGCACCUUGGCAGAGACAGAGUGUCGCUACGCCCUGCAGCUGCAACAAAUCCAGGAACUCAUCAGCAGCAUUGAGGCCCAGCUGAGCGAGCUCCGCAGCGAGAUGGAGUGCCAGAACCAGGAAUACAAGAUGCUGCUGGACAUCAAAACACGGCUGGAGCAGGAGAUCGCCACCUACCGCAGCCUGCUUGAGGGCCAGGAUUCCAAGAUGACUGGCUUCAACAACUCUGGAGGAAAUGGCUCUACUUCUACCUCCAAUGCCUCCUCCUCCCCCUCCACUUCCGGCCGCCUGGACUUCCGCAAGUAUUAACUGAGUCCGAAGUCCCUUCCCUGGCCUUCAGCAGCUGCAGGAGGAGAGUUGACUGCGCCUGUAGGAUGAGAGGACUGCGGAAUGUGAAGCCAGUCCCAUUGUCUCCACAUCUCUGACAACCUCUGAGGGCGGGCCUGCCCCCUUCUCUCCUGACUGGAGGCCUUCUCUUCCUUACCCUUCUGUCCCUACUCUUUGGUUUCUCAAUAUCUCUACUAAAAAGAAUGGAUAAUUCAAUAAAGGUUCCUGAUUUUCUGCAAA